CUCUUAAGGUCACCACAGCCACUAGCCAGGGCUUGGUCAGGUGGUGGCCAUCUCGUGUGCACGCUUCUGCAUCCGCCGCCAUGCUCUUGCGCUUGGUAGCUACGCUCAUCCAUUGACCCUUAACCGAUUCCGUGAUUUUUAUUCAUCAGAAAGGAGAGAGUUUUGAGUCAUCAGGAGGAUCAUCAGUAGGAUUUAGCGAAGUCCUGCAAAUCUUGAUUUGGUAAAUCCUGAGGUGGGAAUGGCUAGCAAACGUAUCCAAAAGGAACUGCAGGAUCUGCAGAAGGAUCCUCCAACAUCAUGCAGUGCUGGCCCUGUUGGUGAAGAUCUGUUUCAUUGGCAGGCAACCAUAAUGGGUCCAUCUGACAGCCCGUAUGCUGGAGGGGUUUUCUUUGUUAAGAUUCAUUUCCCCCCAGAUUAUCCAUUCAAACCUCCCAAGGUUAAUUUUCAAACAAAGGUUUACCAUCCAAACAUCAACUCCAACGGCAGCAUUUGCCUCGACAUUCUGAAGGAACAAUGGAGCCCUGCGCUUACUAUAUCCAAAGUUCUCCUUUCUAUUUCCUCCCUCCUCACAGAUCCAAACCCUGACGACCCUCUUGUCCCGGAGAUCGCCCACAUUUACAAGAACCAGCGCAGCCGAUACGAGGAGACUGCGAGAGUAUGGACCCAGAAGUAUGCCAUGGGCUGAUACAAGUGUAUUUAUUUAUCAUGAUGGUGUGUGUGAUCCUUUAAAUUUUCUAUGUUUGGAUGUAAAGAACUUGUUUUGUAAUGUCAUGGAACUGGAAACCCUCUGGUUUGUAGACUUAUGACAUACAUAGCACUCAGUUCUUGUCUAUUUACACAU
Messenger RNA from Phalaenopsis equestris, 841 nucleotides. Its product is annotated as ubiquitin-conjugating enzyme E2 5A-like. Gene Ontology annotation, cellular component: nucleus. The record is from RefSeq and is a predicted model, not a curated record. Gene Ontology annotation, biological process: protein polyubiquitination. The transcript has 4 exons. Gene Ontology annotation, molecular function: ubiquitin conjugating enzyme activity. The coding region runs from base 239 to 685 and encodes 148 amino acids. Lineage: Eukaryota; Viridiplantae; Streptophyta; Magnoliopsida; Asparagales; Orchidaceae.